UUCAAACAUUUCAAAAGUUUCUGCUCUCUCUCUCUCUCCCUCUCUCUCUCUCUCUGUGAUCAGUGAUCUCUCUCUUACUAUGGAGAGGGCGGAGGCAGAGAAUGAAAGAAGAAGUAGAAGAGCAGCAGCAAAGCAGAGGCAAGUGAUUCUGAGGCAUCAUGCUCACCUUGCUUUACCACCUCCUCCGAUAACGACAAUCGUAAGAGCUCCGUCGAGCGAGGCGAAGCUAGCCGCCAUAGCUAUCGAUUUGAACGUACGCCUCAGGGCGGCCGAUAUGCCCGCCUCCCUGCAAGAGCGCGCCUUCCGAUUCGCCAGAGCGCUUCUCGACGCAAAUCCUCAGGAGAAGCGUCCCAAUCCCACCCACUUGGCCAUGUCCCUCAAGAAGGAAUUCGAUUCGGUGUACGGUCCGGCAUGGCAUUGCAUUGUUGGGAAGAGCUUUGGAUCGUUUGUGACUCAUUCCAGUGGAGGAUUUGUGUAUUUUUCGGUGGAGAAACUGAGUUUUCUUGUGUUCAAGACCCAAGUUCGGCCGGUCGUUCAGAGUCGUCGUCAAAUCAACUUUGUUACCAAAACUUAGAAUGACCAAUAGUAUUUCAUUUUAAUACCUGCAAAACUUGGUUUUUUCCGAUUUUGCUUAGUGAAGCAUAUUUAUACUACUAGUCAAGAGGAACCUUCCGAAGAAUCUUGGUAGCUAAGAGUUUCUUUGAGCAAUUAUCAAUCCUUUUUGGGCCACCGCGAGAUGGUUUGUUAUUGUUGUUCUUCUUGCUAUUAAUAUGAAUUUUACAGAAGCUACAACUUCAUA
Molecule: messenger RNA, 799 nt
Organism: Ziziphus jujuba (common jujube)
Lineage: Eukaryota; Viridiplantae; Streptophyta; Magnoliopsida; Rosales; Rhamnaceae
Product: dynein light chain 1, cytoplasmic
Exons: 2
Coding region: 80-574 (164 amino acids)
Biological process (GO): microtubule-based process
Cellular component (GO): dynein complex
Molecular function (GO): dynein intermediate chain binding; dynein light intermediate chain binding
Source: RefSeq, a predicted model, not a curated record